Acanthochromis polyacanthus (spiny chromis) is the source of this 5124-nucleotide messenger RNA. It is a transcript of the gene mpp7a, whose product is annotated as MAGUK p55 scaffold protein 7a. Gene Ontology annotation, molecular function: protein binding. Gene Ontology annotation, cellular component: cell-cell junction; plasma membrane. The record is from RefSeq and is a predicted model, not a curated record. The transcript has 20 exons. Bases 375 to 2174 code for a protein of 599 amino acids. Gene Ontology annotation, biological process: protein localization to adherens junction. NCBI's taxonomy places the organism in Eukaryota, Metazoa, Chordata, Actinopteri, Pomacentridae.
GCACUUUAUCCGUCUUGGAGAGUGGUACAUUUACUGAGGCGUUACGUUUUGAAAGGUUGUACUCCAUUGGCAGUCGCCGGAGAGAGCGAGGAUGAGUUAAGGAGGUGUAAAGGAACAGAAUAAGGCUUCGGAAGUGGAAAAUUGAACAAAUAAGUUGUUUUGUUGUGAAAGAAAAACAUUGGGGGAGUUAAGCUGCACUGUGAUCAGCAAGGAACCAUUCAACUCCGACCUCCGAUGCAAAGGCUCCAUGGCAUAAAGCCUGUCCUCAGAUUUAGCUGGUCCUUGGGGAUUGCUGCCGAGCUGCUCACCUACUCUGACGCACCGCUGCCAUUUUCCACAGCCUGAGGGGAACCAGGAAGCAGCCGGCAGGAGAUAUGCCUGCCCUGGCUACUGGAGCCGGCCACGAGCCAGGCCUGUAUGAGCUGCUGGCGGCCCUGCCAUCCCAGCUGCAGCCUCAUGUCAGCCGCCCUGAGGACAACACCUUCCUUCAGGACAUGUUUGGAGAGAGAAGCCUCCACUCACUUGUUAAGAUCCAUGAGCGGCUGCAGCACUAUGAAGAAAGCAAACCCAUCCCUGUUCUGGACAGCGCAGCAGCUCUGGCCCGUGAAUUGUCUGAGGAGCUGGAAGGAAAAUCAGCCAAUGGAGAAAUCAAAGAGCUUCUUAAACUACUGGAAAAACCCCAUGUGAAGAGCCUUCUGUCCGUCCAUGACACAGUUGCCCAGAAGAGUUAUGACCCUGAACUACCUCCGCUGCCUGAAGACAUCGAUGAUGACGAGGAUUCUGUGAAAAUUAUAAGACUGGUCAAAAACAAGGAGCCUCUCGGAGCAACAAUAAGACGUGAUGAACACACAGGAGCCAUCCUCGUGGCAAGAAUCAUGAGAGGAGGGGCAGCUGAUAGAAGUGGGCUGAUUCAUGUUGGGGAUGAACUGAAGGAGGUCAAUGGAAUCCCUGUGGAUGACAAGAAACCAGAGGAAAUCAUUCGUAUUCUGGCCCAGUCACAAGGAGCCAUUACUUUUAAAGUUGUCCCUGGUGUCAAGGAAGACGCGCCAGCCAAGGAGCCAAAGGUGUUUGUGAAGGCACUCUUUGACUACGACCCUAAAGACGACAAAGCUAUCCCAUGUAAAGAGGCGGGAUUGGCCUUCAAGAAAGGCUCCAUCCUUCAGAUCAUGAGCCAAGAUGAUGUAACCUGGUGGCAGGCCAAACAUGAGGGUGACGCCAAUCCCCGUGCCGGCCUAAUACCGUCCAAACAGUUCCAGGAGCGGAGAUUUGCACUGCGACGACCCGUUGCAACCCUCCCAUUCCAGCGGACCUCUAGCAGACGAUCAUAUGAUGUGGCUGUAGAGUUUGCUGAGGAGAUCGAAGAAGACGCAGACUAUAGUAGCGGAUUUCACCUAGCUGGGUUCAGGAGAAGCUUCCGUCUCAGCAGGAGAGACAAGAAGACCAACAAGUCCAUGUACGAGUGUAAGAAGAGUGAAAUAUACGACAUGGCUGACGUUCCCACAUACGAGGAGGUCACUCCAUACCGCAGGCAGGGUGGAGCCAAACACAGGCUGGUGGUCCUUGUAGGCCCCACAGGUGUCGGCAUGAAUGAACUCAAGAGGAAACUGUUGAUCUCUGACCCUCAGCACUUCAGUGUGACUAUCCCACACACCAGUCGGGCCAAAAGGAGUCAGGAGAGUGACGGCGUUGAGUACCACUUCAUCUCCAAACAUCUUUUUGAGACCGACAUCCACAACAACAAGUUCAUUGAGUAUGGGGAGUACAAAGGGAAUUACUAUGGGACAAGUCUGGACUCUAUACGCUCCGUCCUCUCCAAGAACAAAGUGUGCCUAUUGGAUGUCCAGCCUCAUACAAUAAAACACCUGAGGACAGCAGAGUUUAAACCCUUCGUUGUGUUCGUGAAGCCUCCGUCGAUUGAGAGACUGAGGGAAACCAGAAAGAACGCCAAAAUCAUAUCAGGCAAAGAUGACAAGGGAACUGCCAAACCUUUCAUGGAAGAGGACUUUCAGGAGAUGCUGAGCACCGCCCAGACCAUGGAGACUCAAUAUGGUCAUCUGUUUGAGAAGGUUAUAGUCAACGAUGACCUCUCGGCGGCCUUCAGCGAGCUGCGGUUGGCGCUAAAGAAGGUGGAGAUGGAGACACACUGGGUUCCAGUCAGCUGGACUCACUCCUGAGACACCACACAGACUGUAAAAGGAGAAAAGGGAAGGGCUUCAACAGAAAUAUGCAGGUUUUUAUCUUUUUUAUAUCUGCUGCGGCUGGUGUUUGGGGGAUAACGGGAAUAAAACAAGACAGCGCCAGACUGCUGUGUCGCCAUACCUGAGCUGCACCCAGCUAAAAAUAAGCAUUUGCCCGGGAUCAGGUUGGAUUUAGACCUCAGCUGCGGUCUGGAUGUGGAUCUCCAGGUCUGACCAGAUCUGACAGGGUUGCGGCUAAGGGCUCCUGUCCAGAAUCUGGGUCUUGGACAUUGAUCUGGGUCUCAGUCUGGGUCACACAACCAUGGCCACAAGCUGGAGCUCCUUGGUCCAAACCAGAAUGUGGAACGAGCCCGGACCAUCACAGCACCAGCAGUCCUGCCAGCACAUCAGUAAUCUGGCCAAGCAGGACUCCUUCUUUAGUGUGUUUAUAACAUUAGACCAUUAGAAACCAAAGGGAUUGACGUAUUUCUUCUUUGUAGACAACUUACAUGCAUAUGUCUGUAAAAGAACACAUCGUCUGAGGGGAAAUCGAGGAGAAAAGAAAACAUACUUGCCUUCUGUCUUUCUAUAUUUCUGGGCUUCUAAAAUGCUUCCAUGACUGUUACUCCAAACAAAACACUGUCAGGUACACAGAAAGGGCAAUAAGUGUAAUUUUAUUUAAAAGAAAUUAAUAUAUUUUCUAAUAUCUUCCAGUAGUUUUUGAAUACUUUUUAUACACAGUUUUCGACUUUAAGAGCAACCUGAUCUCAACUGUAGCCACCUCUGUGACAGAAUUUUACACUGGAGGCAUCUCUUCUUUCAGUCAAGUGUUUUGAUUUCAUCUCCCCGGUCUAGUUUUCCCUCUACAAAGCGCAUACAGAGCUAUUUUAUUUAGGUGUUGUAUAUUCCAUUCGGCAGCGUUUUAAACAGCCACCCUUUCUGUGACGGUGCCCAGCAUAACAGCUUUGCCAUUGAAAGUCCCAGAACUGGACACUCUUGGCUGUCUGCUAGAAGAAAAUGUUCACAAUUGUGUUUUAUUAGGGUGGAGUCUUUAUUUUUAUUCACAUAAAAAAUGCCUUGAGCAAGGCUGCUAAUAGUGGCUCCAUAGCACACUUCCAGGAUUUUAACAUAAGUAGCCGCUCCUGACUUUAUGAGCAUUAGGAGUUUAUUGCUAAUUUGAGUCACCCAUUCCCAGUCUUACUCAUUUUUUACUCAGUCCUUUUCUUUCUAAGCUUUUUAUCAUAGAUAUGCUUAACUUUAACUUCUGGAACACUGAUGUCAAAAGCAGCUUGUCAUCGAAUCUCUUUCUGUUAGUAACAUUGUUACAACCCUUGUAGAUUGAAGGGCUGCUUUCUUGCUGAUGCUGAGAAGAAUGAGGUGGGAAGAUCACAUUCAUGUCUACAGGUAGAAACCUAGAGUCAUGAGGCAGACGUUCUAAUCUUCCACAGAGAUUGGAAACAAGGAAGAACAGCCGUCCUGGCUCUGUUAGCACUUCUAGAGUUGUGGUUUCAUGAACUCCUUUCUGCUUGUGAACUGGAACAAUUCAUUCAUUUGUAAGAUUUUUCACUUCAAACAAGCUUUCUGCAUUUUUCCCUUAUAAUGACGUCACAUUUUUUCUGCUCCAACCAUCACCAUCUUCAACUGCAAAAUAUGUAAUAGCUACAGAGCCACAGCUCAAAACGUGUCACAGCAAAGGCAGUAAAUUGAGAGAUACGUAUGUUUUUUGGCUUAAUAUUUUCUACUAGACUGCAUCUAUUUCAUGUGAGAACAAAAUAAAGUCCACAUUUUUACCACACAACAAGAAUAUCCUCUAAAAAUCCAAAGCAUUUUAGAGCAUUUUUUGUAAAAAUUAUACAUUUUGCACUAUGGACCAACACAAAUAUUAGAUCAGACACUGCCAGGGCAGCUCAGUCUAACAAUGAACUGCCCUGCAGUGCUUUGACAAAUUUGUUCUCUUUGCCUCCAGUCUGCUAAGCUAGGUUAAUUGCCCUCGUGCUUUAGGUGCAUAUUUAACAUACAGACCUGAAAGUGGCAUCAAUCUUUUCUCCUACUCUACCGUUCAAAAGUUUGGGGUCACCCAGACAAUUUAAUGUUUUCCAUGAAAACUCACAUUUUUAUCCAUGUGCUAACGUAACUGCCCAAGGGUUUUCUAAUCAUCAGUGAGCCUUUCAACACCAUUAGCUAACACAAUGCAGCAUUAGAACACAGGAGUGAUGGUUGCUGGAAAUGUUCCUCUGUACCCCUAUGGAGAUAUUCCAUUAAAAAUCAACAGUUUCCCGCUAGAAUAGUCAUUUAUCACAUUAACAACGUCCAGACUGUAUUUCUGAUUAAUUUAAUGUUAUCUUCAUUGGAAAAAAUGCUUUCCAUUCAAAAAUAAGGACAUUUCUAAGUGACCCCAAACCUUUGAACGGUUGUGUAGUCUCAGUAAGAAAGCAAAUAAACAUAUUAUCCAAAAUAUGUAAAUUAUUCCCAUACCUUUUUAAACUCAGAAAAGGGGCCACCAUACCUUGGGAAUCCCCUCAUUUAAUGUUCAAAGUCCAGCUCAGGUGCCCAAAUUCUUUUUAUGUGCAUUUGACCAUUUCUACCUGCUGUCAUGUUUGCAUACUUGAUUUCUGUCCAUCUUUUUAAAAGGGUCAUUUGAGUGUUGAUGCUGUUCAUUAAGAUAACAGAACUUAACACGCUUUAAAGGGACUUUAAUAACUGUCACCUCUUUACUUGGCCCCUCGUUUUUUAUUUGUCUUAGUGUAAGAUCAUGUCCCCUUUUCAUACAUUAUUUUAUUUGUCACAUCUGCCACCUCUUUUGUUGAUCAGAAUCAGAUUUGUACAGUCUCCAGAAAAUAUUUUACAUGUCUUGCUGUAAAUGAUAUGCUGUUUAUGAGGCGAGUUGUAUGAAUUUACAUUAUUCUUGAUAACUGCUACAUUUUAUAUUAAAGAAAAUUCAACUAAA